AUGACCCGCGGCGAAAGCACCCAGUCCAAAGUCCAUUACAAGGGCAGCAUUGACGACUUCCUCGUCUUUGUGGAAGAUCCGGAGCAGUAUAAGCAGUGGCUGAAGGGGGAUACGUCCAUUCCUCUCGCGCAGUUUGUGUCUGCAUUCAAGAUUUUCUUGACGCAUAGACAAGGCGCCCAGGGCACAUAUGACGCCGCCCCCAAAAACAUCCUCUACUCAGAAUUCGGCACCGACAACGAAGAUGAAGUAAUCAAGAAGAUUCUCAAAGACGGCACCAUGCAGACCAUGGAGAUGCCUGGUCGACAGGGCGUUACCAACGAUAGCAUGAGCCCCAUGAAGGCUCAUUAG
Molecule: messenger RNA, 348 nt
Organism: Pochonia chlamydosporia 170
Lineage: Eukaryota; Fungi; Ascomycota; Sordariomycetes; Hypocreales; Clavicipitaceae
Product: ribosome maturation protein SBDS
Exons: 3
Coding region: 1-348 (115 amino acids)
Source: RefSeq, a predicted model, not a curated record